Messenger RNA from Rhincodon typus (whale shark), 4138 nucleotides. RefSeq names its product TRAF family member-associated NF-kappa-B activator. The coding region runs from base 404 to 1861 and encodes 485 amino acids. The record is from RefSeq and is a predicted model, not a curated record. NCBI's taxonomy places the organism in Eukaryota, Metazoa, Chordata, Chondrichthyes, Orectolobiformes, Rhincodontidae. The transcript is spliced from 10 exons. Gene Ontology annotation, biological process: canonical NF-kappaB signal transduction.
CGGGGUACCGGAGGGAGGGAGUGAGGAAGACGGAAGUCAGGCGGCGCCGAGGACGGGGAUUCCCCGCCGGGAACUUCCGAACUCUCCGCCUCGAGCGCAGCGCCGGACCGCAGCCAAUGAGCGGAGCCGGUUUAAAUUAACAACGGCCGAGGGAGCAGCGCGGUGGGGCUUCGGCUUGAUCGGAUGUGGUGUCACUGGUUAGGUCAACAUUUGAUGUCCAUUCAUUGCCCUUGAAAAAGCGGUGGUGAACCACCUUCUUGAACCACUGAAGACCACGUGAUAGAUACACCCAUACUGCUGCUAGGAAGAGAGUUCCAAGAUUUUUGAGCCAAUGGCAGAGAAGGAAUGGCAAAAUACUUCUAAGUCAGAAUGAUAUUGUGUUCGUAGUAUUGAUUUGGUAAAUAUGGAUAAAAACAAUCUUGGAGAUCAACUCAACAGGGCAUUUGAAGCUUAUCGUCAGGCAUGCAUGGAGAGAGACAAUAUCAAAAAAGUAUCAGAACAAAAGAUUUAUGACUUAGAGCAAGAAUUGGCAACAAAAGAUCAAACCAUUGCAAAAUUACAAUUGCAGUCUACUUCUACCACCCCCAGAGGCAAUAUUCCUGGACAAGCUCAGUGUCUGAACCCCUGGCCACAGAGUGACUUGCUGAAGGUGAGAAGAAAUGAGGCACAACAUCCAGUAACAUAUGAUUCACCAGAUGAAUUGAAAGUAGCAUUAGAAAGAGAAAGACACUGCAAGGAACAGUUAACAACUGAAAAUAGUAAGUUAGAAGAGCAGAUAAAAGAUUACCAGCAAAAGCAAAAAGAACUUAAAAGAAACCUUGAAGAAAAAGAUGAAGAACUCAGACAACUGAGAAAUGAAUUAAUGGAGCAUACUGACUUCUUCACACAUGGUAAACAGGUCUACUGUAGACCAGACUCAAAGGUAAACCGGAAGAUGGCUGAAUCAUCAUCAAAGAAUGCUGUUCCUUUGACAGGGACUGAGCAUCCUCUGUACAAAGAGAGGUUGGACUUUGCUUUUCAAGAGAUUUGUCAAGAAUUUAAACAACUGUCUGCCUUAACAAAGAAACAAACGGAACUUCUGAGUAAAUAUAACUACAGCAAAGAAGUAAUAAAUAUGCCAUUCUCAAUGCCUAUACAGUGUACAGAUGAAGGAGAGCAAGAACAUGUAGAAGAACAUUUUGUUGGCAAGGACGAAAAUAUAUCUAAAACCUCUGCUGUAUUACAAGGGUACAGAAUGCAACAGGAACGUCUUCAAGUAGUUGAGUCUCUGUCUGAAUUAGAUGUCAGAUUCCCACCUUCUGAUAGUGACUAUGAUUUCCUAAACAGUGCACCAGAAAAAACAAUAUCAAAAACUCCUUUUGAAGAUCCCAUACGUAAAGUUGAAGAAGCACUGUUGCAAGGUGAUAUCCAGGACUUGAAAGAUAAGAAUAGGGAACAAUGCACUUUAUUUGAAACAUUUCCUGUGGGACCAACUAACAAGACAAAAGCCAACCAUUUCGGUGACGAGCAAGGAAAGACUGCAAACAUUAAUGCUUCUGUAGGUACUACAAUUGAUAAUAGCACAUUGAGAAGUCCUUCAAGCCCUUCAUUUCUUAAACCAUCAAAACCUUUUCCAAGUGCUGAAUCUCAUCAGAUGGUUUCAACAGAACCAACAGUGAUCAGAGGACCACAACAUCCUGUGUGGUAUCCAUACCACAAUAAAGAGGGUGAAUUACUGCAUCAAGCAUCCAAAGACUCUGACCCGGACCUAAACUCCAAAACCUGUGAAUUCUGUCAGGCAGUCUUCCCAGCAGGCACCAUAACUAAGGAAGAGUUCCUCAGGCAUCUUAAUUCACACUUUAUUGCUAAAAAUGGAUUUUAAUGCUUGCACGUUUCCACAGUGAGAUGAAUCAUAGAAUCCCUACAGUGUAGAAGCAGGCCAUUAGGUCCAUCAAGUCCACACCGACCCUCUGCAAAGCAUCCCGUCCAGACCCACUCCAUCCCUGUAACCCUGUAUUUUCCAUGGCUAAUUCACCUAGUCUGCACAUGCCUGGACACUAUGAGCAGUUUAGCACAGCCAAUCCACCUAACCUACAGAUCUUUGGAAUGUGGGAGGAAACCGGAACAGCUGAAGGAAACCCUCACAGACAGUUGUGUGAGGCUGGAAUUGAUCCCGAGACCCUGGCACUGUGAGGCAGUAGUGCUAACCACUGAGCCACCAUGCUGCCCCUGAAGAAGUCUGACUUAUGGACCUAACAUUUAUUCAUGUUGUAGAGAUAGUUUUGGUCGUGUGAAAUUGUAAAUAUCAAAAGGAUGUUUGUAAAGGUUAGGCCAAUAACAUGUUUUUGUUAAAAAUGUUUGGUUGUUCAAUAAGUAUAUCUAGUUAUUCAUUGUUUUCAGCAUAUGUACUAAUAAAAGUUAAUUUGAAGCCAGAAGUCCUAUUGUAAGAGGACCAUUGUGUGAACUGGAAUUUUAAUUUUUUAAAUUAUACUUUAUCCAAAUCAGUAUUAAAAAUGAACAGAUCAAUGGAAUUCUAGUAUUGAAAAGCAAAUGGAUUAGAUAGAGUAAUUGUUAUAAACACUGCAGCCGUUUUACACUUUUUUCUCUGAAGGAUUGUUAUAAGGUAACAUCUUUCUUUGUUUUUAACCUGUGCUGCAAUUUCUGGUCAUUUUUCAUAUUUUUCACUUAGUGUCAACAUCAAAAUAUUUUGCUAUUCUUCCAAAACGUACCUUAACCUAAACCUCUCAACUGAAACUAUUAUUGUACUAGUGAGGUAUUUUCACAUACUGUUUGAAGUCGUUGAUGCUGCCAAUUUAAUUACAGUUAGAGAAUUAGGAAUAGUUUUGCCUUAAUGACCCUUCAAAGUUUAAGUUGCUAAGACUGUCAAAGUAAUUCCUGAUAGCCAUCAAAGAGAGAUCUUUGCCACAUUGCUUUAAAUUGUUGGCUAGGUGAAUGCUAAAUAUCACACACAAAGAAAUAUUGGCCAAGAUUUUCCCACUUGCUUUGGGACCCCGAUGUAGGACUAAAUGAUGUCCGUAGUCCGCACUUGCCAGGAGCCAGGCUGGUAGAGCUAUUUUUCUUGAGGCAACCUCCUAAUUGGUUGCAGAUUCCUGAUUAUGCUGAUCCAAUCAGUGGGUUAGCAAUUCUGGAGCCUUGGCAGCCUCCCCAGGAAUGGUAGGCCUUGCUGAGGCAGCUGGGAGAUUGGGAGGGCACCCUCAAAAUGGAAGUGCCCUCAGAAAUGUAAAUUAUUAAAUAUUUCAGAGGGAGAAGAUGGGUCCUUAACAUCAGAGGGGAAACCCCUUACAUUUGGAUUGUUGGGGCUGUGCAUGGAGGUGUAGAAGCCUUUCCUGCCCAGGGCCCCUGUUUGGUUAAUGAAAACUCCAGCUUUGAUGGUCCACAAGCCUCUGUAAAGUGUAAACCUCCCAAAAAUCGUAUAAUCUUACAUUUUAACUUGCUUUAUGAAGCAUAGGAUUAGGUGUUACGUUUCUUCUCUCUUUCUCAGUACCUAAAUUGCAAUUUGUUUUCUAAUGCCAGAGUUUUGCAGGUUCUGAUUAGAUUCUUUCUGAUCAAUUCAAUUCCAGUCAAAUGUUUGCAGCACCAAGUGAUGCUAACAUGUUUUUUUCGUUUGUGCUUCAAAUUUCCCCACAAAUAAGAAUUAACCUCUUUACAUUUUCCAAAUGCCUAUAAUAUUUUAAGAUAAUGAAAUGAUUUAUCUAAAAUGUGACUGAUUUUUUUUCCAAAGAAGCAUUCAGACCCUUAUCUAAGAUGCAAAAAUAUGUAAUCUAAGCUACAUGUGUCCUUUAAUUCUUUAUAUUGGGCAAUUUGUACUGUUCCUUGUUUUUUUUUGUUGGAGACUUAAAGUUGGAUUUGUCGUUAGCAAUCAGUUUUAAUGCCUUGACUACUGUGAAACUGUAGUCGGCUUAACAUACUGUCCAUGUCUGUUGGACAUCAUAUAGACUAUCUCAAUGUUGGCUAUCUCAAUGUUUUAUUCUUAAUGUAUAUAGUUAUUUUUAUACGUGUACAGCAAUGUUGUGUUUUAACAAUAAGUUGUCAGGAAAGCUAUGCAGGUAAAAUAUUUCAACAUUGUGGAGUGUAAAAUUAGGAUUUUUGCAAUUGAGUGCAAAUCUUUAAGCAAAAAUAAAGUGAUAUCCAAAAUGGC